Molecule: messenger RNA, 2230 nt
Organism: Ctenopharyngodon idella (grass carp)
Lineage: Eukaryota; Metazoa; Chordata; Actinopteri; Cypriniformes; Xenocyprididae
Gene: trarg1b
Product: trafficking regulator of GLUT4 (SLC2A4) 1b
Exons: 3
Coding region: 226-720 (164 amino acids)
Cellular component (GO): membrane
Source: RefSeq, a predicted model, not a curated record
CACAAAGCAAACUGACUGAUUUACGCCAAGUGUCUAGAUUCGCUUCUCCAGUGAUGUAAGUGGUAAAUAUUGAUGAAGUGGAUGGAUGUCCAAUAGGCGUAGGAAUUCCUUGCUCAAACUGCUCUGCGAACAAGCGGAUUAAAUAAAAUCUUAUGCUGACAAGAUAACUUAGUAAGAGUGUACAUUUUAUUUUGUUAUUACACAAAGGGAUCUAUUCUGUACGAGAUGGCUAUUAAUACAGACGCCUCUCAUGCGACAGAUGUCCUGGGCGAGAGCGCAGCACUGCAGUCCGAUUUCGGAGAUACCCAGAAACUUCUUGACAUCUCAGACAAAGAGCUGAAGAGAGAAUUAAACCACACACCAUCUGAUACACACCUCGUUACGUCUCUUGAAGCGGAACGGAAUGAACAGACUGUUGUUGACAUUGCCUCACUGCCCCGCUCUCCAUCGCGGGUGGGUUUCAGCCGCGCGCCAUCGCCCACGCCCGGAGAACGCGAGCCGUGUAGCUUCAUGUGGUUGGCUGUGAUCUCCUGCUUCUGCCUGGCCGUUCCCAUAAACCUGUUCGCACUUUAUUUCGCGCAUAUGUCUCGGUCCAUGAUACAAGCAAAAGAUUAUGAUGGGGCCAGAAGACUUGGACGUCUAGCAUUGUUGCUUAGUGUCGUUUCCAUUGUUGUGGGUACAGCUAUAGUCCUUUAUCUGAUGAUAACAGAGUUAAAAUAGUUGUGGACAUCCUACAAAAUUGAGAGCACUGAUGUAAAUGGGUAUUGGAGCCGAAACCAAAGAAGAUGAAUGAUAAAUGCCAUGUGAAAACCUUCAAAAAACAAAGCUAGAAUAUCAAUUUAUAUUAUAUACAGUAUUAAAUUUGUUUUAAUUUUUUUGACAAGUUUAAUUUUUUUGUUUCUAAUCUAUCUUGAUGGCUUUCAGCCAUUUUUGUUUCUGCUUGGCAAAUUAAGGUAGCUUUUGCUUUAUCCAACGAUGCAUUAGCAGCACCAAACUAAUUUUGCACUAAAUAAAAAAAAAAAAAAACCUUUUUAAUAUUACUACAUGAACUAUAUGAAAUGACAAUCAGUUGUUUAUAAUUUUGAAUUUCAUACAUUUUACCUCUUUCAAAUAAGAAUGACUCCUAUGCAAAGCUGAAUCUAUACAUUUUAUUUCUUUGUUAUUAUGUAGUGCAUGUUGCAAUAUAGCAAGAAUGUGACAUCUGUUCUGAAGUGGGUGUAUAUAAAAGCACAUAGUUUGUAUUAUUCUUUGUAUUAUUGUUAUAUACAUUGCAUUUUGUGUAAUCUGUUAUAGCUUAAAAGUAUAAUUCACUCAAAAAUGAAACUUCUGUCAUCAUUUACUCACCAUUAUGUCAUUCUGAUGAACUAAAACCUGUAUGUCAUUAUGUCAUUCUGAUGAACCUUAAAACCUUUUUUUAACAUUUCUUUUUAGAAAAGUAUUUUUAUUCCUUGUCAUUUAGAUGCAUAGGCUUAUAGGAUCACAAGGAGAUAUCUGGGUAUAGCAACAAUAUUAUAUUAAAAAUUUGUAUUGAACUCUUAUAAGAUUGAGCAGUUGCACUGAAGCUGAACAAGGGCUAUAUUCAACCAAAAGCACAUGCAUGUCUGAAAAACAAAACAAGUGCAUUUGAAUUGUGCAAAUUUGCUAAUACGGUGCCAUAUUUUUGCAUGUUAUAAAUUAAACCAAGCAUACCAAAUUGUCUAGUUUAAGUGUGAUUUUUGCAGAUUGUUUGACAGAGUUCCAUUCGCACAGGAAAUAUUUAUUAACAGAAAAAUGUAUUCUGUUUUUCACAAGGAUAAAAUCAUGUGUGGUUAUUUCAUUUAAAAAAAACCUGCAGAACAUCCUGUUCUGCUGUCAGCCAUCCAGCCUCCAGAGCAACGAAGAUCGGAGGAAGCACGUCUGGUAAUUGAUAUCCUGUUCACAUAAGUGCAUUCCUUUCAUCCUUACAUUCAGUCAUUAUCAGCCUCAAAUGGAGAUUACUAUUAUGCUAUUCUUGCAUUCAAGUCUGAUUUGGCGUUCAUAUGGUAAGACACAUAAGCUGAAGGUCCACCACACAAAGAUGUUUAUAGCAUGCAUUUUCCAAACCCACAGAACUUUUGUUUUCUUCCUGUUCAUAAAUGAUCUAAACCUCCACCGCUGUGUGUUCAGAUGGGGAUAGUUAGAAUGAUAAAAGCUUGUAAAUGGGUUUGAUGCAGAGGCCAAUAUCACAGAGCAAUAUACACUAUAUUACAAC